AUGGAAGCUCUCAAGAGCAGAUUCGCCCAGUGCAAGAAGGAGGGCCGAGCCGCCUUCGUAACGUAUGUGACGGCGGGCUACCCAACCGCCAACGAGACGGUGGAUAUCAUGUUGGCACUGGAGGCCGGGGGAUCUGAUGUAAUCGAACUCGGAAUUCCCUUCACGGAUCCAAUUGCCGACGGUGUCACGAUCCAAAAGGCCAACACGCAAGCCCUCAAGAAUGGAGUCUCGGUCACCUCAGUCCUGCAGAUGGUCCGCGAUGCCCGCCAGAGGGGCUUGCAGGUGCCCGUCCUCUUUAUGGGAUACUACAACCCCAUGCUGAGCUAUGGAGAGGAGCGGUUACUGAAGGACUGCAGAGAGGCGGGGGUGAAUGGCUUCAUCGUCGUCGAUCUGCCGCCCGAGGAGGCCGUCUCCUUCCGCGAGUUCUGUACCAAAGGGGGAUUGUCCUACGUCCCCCUGAUUGCCCCCUCGACCUCCGAAUCCCGGAUGAAGCUUCUCUGCAAGCUGGCCGACUCCUUCAUAUACGUCGUCUCGCGGAUGGGUGUCACGGGUGCGACAGGGACCAUGAACACUGGCCUGCCGGACUUGCUGAAGCGGGUGAAGCAAUACUCGGGCAAUGCCCCCGCGGCCGUCGGAUUUGGUGUCAGUACCAGAGAUCACUUCUUGAGUGUCGCCCAAAUCGCCGAUGGUGUGGUGAUUGGAAGUCAGAUCAUCAUCGUGCUGUCCGAGUCCAAGCCGGGAGAGGGGCCCAAGAAUGUCGAGGAGUACUGCGCAAAGGUUUGUGGACGGAGGAAUGACCCGACGGGAGGCCUCACCCGCGAGGUUGGGAUCGUCGAGACGAUGAGCGUGGCACAAGAGCCAAGUGGAGAGAACGUACAUGUCGACAAGGUCAUCAAGGAAGCAUCGGGUCCAAAUCUGGUAGAUCAAAUCGAGGCGCUGAACACCGAUGGCCCGGUCGAUCCCGCAUCGGUCCCAGCACGAUUCGGCGAGUUUGGCGGUCAGUACGUCCCAGAGUCUUUGAUGGACUGCCUGUCUGAGCUCGAGGAGGGCUUCAACAAGAUGAAGAACGAUCCAGCAUUCUGGGAAGAGUACAGAACCUACUACCCAUGGAUGGGACGUCCGGGCCAACUGCAUAUGGCAGAGAGACUGACCGAGCAUGCCGGUGGUGCCAACAUCUGGUUGAAGCGAGAGGAUCUGAACCACACCGGAAGUCACAAGAUCAACAAUGCUUUGGGCCAGAUUCUGCUCGCCAGAAGAUUAGGGAAGACCGAGAUCAUUGCCGAGACGGGAGCUGGCCAACACGGUGUAGCAACCGCCACCGUCUGUGCCAAGUUCGGCAUGAAGUGCACCAUUUACAUGGGAGCUGAAGAUGUGAGACGUCAAGCCUUGAACGUCUUCCGUAUCAAGCUCCUUGGUGCCACGGUCGUUGCUGUCGAGGCUGGAUCUAAGACCCUCCGCGACGCCGUCAACGAAGCCAUGCGCGCCUGGGUCGUCAAGCUCGACACCACUCACUACAUCCUGGGCUCGGCCAUCGGACCUCACCCCUUCCCAACCAUCGUCCGCACCUUCCAGUCCGUCAUCGGAAACGAGACAAGGGCUCAAAUGCUAGAAAAGCGCGGUAAACUCCCAGACGUGGUCAUCGCCUGUGUAGGUGGCGGCUCCAACGCCGUCGGCAUGUUCUACCCCUUCUCCAAAGACCCAUCAGUCAAGCUUCUCGGUGUAGAGGCUGGGGGCGAUGGUUUGGAUACCGACCGGCACAGCGCCACUCUCUCUGGUGGAACCAAAGGUGUCCUCCACGGCGUUCGCACCUACGUCCUCCAAGACAAGAAUGGGCAAAUCUCCGACACGCACUCCGUCUCCGCCGGCCUCGACUACCCAGGUGUUGGCCCGGAACUCGCAUCCUGGAAAGACAACGAGCGUGCGAAAUUCAUUGCCGCCACUGACUCCGAGGCCUUUAUCGGCUUCAGACUGAUUUCUCAGCUGGAGGGUAUCAUUCCGGCGCUGGAGACGGCCCAUGCGAUCUAUGCUGCUGUCGAGCUCGCGAAGACGAUGGAGAAGGGUCAGGAUAUCGUCAUUUGCUUGAGUGGGAGGGGUGAUAAGGAUGUCCAGAGUGUAGCUGAUGAGUUGCCGAAUUUGGGGCCGAAAAUUGGAUGGGAUUUGAGAUUCUAG
Drepanopeziza brunnea f. sp. 'multigermtubi' MB_m1 is the source of this 2169-nucleotide messenger RNA. RefSeq lists its product as uncharacterized. Gene Ontology annotation, cellular component: cytoplasm. The record is from RefSeq and is a predicted model, not a curated record. NCBI's taxonomy places the organism in Eukaryota, Fungi, Ascomycota, Leotiomycetes, Helotiales, Drepanopezizaceae. Gene Ontology annotation, molecular function: tryptophan synthase activity. Gene Ontology annotation, biological process: L-tryptophan biosynthetic process.